Molecule: messenger RNA, 483 nt
Organism: Culex pipiens pallens (northern house mosquito)
Lineage: Eukaryota; Metazoa; Arthropoda; Insecta; Diptera; Culicidae
Product: larval cuticle protein 65Ag1-like
Exons: 1
Coding region: 35-409 (124 amino acids)
Cellular component (GO): chitin-based extracellular matrix
Molecular function (GO): structural constituent of chitin-based larval cuticle
Source: RefSeq, a predicted model, not a curated record
UCAGAACCAACCAAACCAACUCCAUCGCCUCAGAAUGAACACCUUCGUUGCCGUUUUCGUGGCCCUCUUCGCCGUGGCCUGCGCAGCCCCCCAGCAAUCCGGAACGACCCCGGUGCCGAUCGUGAGCGAGAGUUCGGACAUCCAGCCCGAUGGUAGCUUCAAGUACGCGUUCAAGUCCGGUGACGGGAUCGAAGUUCAGAACGAAGGAGCCCUCAAGCAGGUCCAGGUGGCCAAGGCUGACGGAACGGGAACCGAAACCGUUCAAGCUCUGGUUCAAACUGGAUCCUUCUCGUACCCGGCGCCCGAUGGCCAGCAGAUCAAGCUGACCUACACCGCCGACGAGACCGGAUUCCACCCGCAGGGAGCUCAUCUGCCGGUGGCCCCAGUUGAUCCCAACAAUCCUCAAUAAGCUGCUGUAGGUUCGGAGAUUCGACUGUGGUUAUUGUAAAUAAAUGGCUGAAUAUAUUUUGGUUCUAAAGUGUG